Molecule: messenger RNA, 2085 nt
Organism: Tremella mesenterica DSM 1558
Lineage: Eukaryota; Fungi; Basidiomycota; Tremellomycetes; Tremellales; Tremellaceae
Exons: 3
Coding region: 1-2001 (666 amino acids)
Source: RefSeq, a predicted model, not a curated record
AUGUCCAAUGAGAAACCUCCAAAAACUCCAGGAAGUCAUUCUAGUGAUCAUAAUGCGCAAGCCACACCCACACCUCCCACAUCACUCGACAUCAUCAAUACCAAGAUAUCCCUUCCUUUCUCCUCAAGCACCCCUUCACCCACCAUACGAUUCCCAUCCACUACUAAUGCCUUCGGUCUUUCCCAUUCUCCCGGGUCAGGUUCCUCCUCUUCCAGCAAGGAUAUGGUGUUCAAUGGGCCUCCCUCACUUCUGGACAAAUCUCCCCUCGCGGUAGGAGUGUUGGCCGCAAAGAAGCUCAGACGUCCCAGUAUGCUAUCUCUGGCGCAGACGGCUAGCUUCACAUCGGAUGAACCAAGUUCGGAAGAUCCAGUGACCUCCCAACGACCAAGUUUCGAUGAAAGUGGAAGAGUCAACAAGCAGGCUGGUCUCAGCUCAUCAAUUGACAAUCCAUUUGCCCCUCGUCCUGUGAAACCGCCUGCAUGGUCAAAUACAUUCGCUGGACCCUCAAGCUUCCCAAUCGUUAAGAGGACUUCGUCAGCCCCACCCAUGGGUUUUGAGGGGCUUUCUACAACCACUCCUCCCAUUCCGCAAGCCUCACAUAUGGAGGCGGAAGGAAGCAGAAGUCAGAGUCCGAUGGACCUCGAAGGCUUGAAUGAUUUGGAACCCAAACCUCCCCUCCUGUGGAUGCCGAAUCAUUUGAAACACCCUCUCACCAGAAGAAAAGGCAAAGGUCGACCGGACGAUAUUGAACCUUUAUCUCGACCUUCACCUCUUCAGCCUCUACAUGCUCCGCCUCUUUCCGGUCGUCCCCUCCCAGCUUCACUUCUCGCCACCCUCGUCUCCGAAGCUUCCCCUCUCGAACAUGAAAUGCGUUCCGAAGCCAGACUACAGCGAUUACUGUCGUCCCAUCCAUCUGCACUCCCUCUGACUCCACGUGCUCCAAGAAGCUCAAGAGGUCGAUUUCCAGAGAUGGUCGGUGGAGAUGAUGACGACGACGAUGAAAUGUCCCUUCGCCGACCUUCCUGGGCUCAUCAAUCUUGGGGCCGAACCACUUCUAGUGACUCCGAUUCUGAUGAAAUGCCAGACGAUCCUCCGAACGAGCCAGUUAAUGCAGCUUUCGCGGCGGGUAUGGAUAUGGAACGGCCCAGCUCGAGUGGUUCAAGUGUUGUAAUGGGUGGACCGACUUUGGAGUCGGGUAUUAUUACUCCUGGUCCAGUGGCAGGUCAUCCCACUCCUCCUCAAGUCAGCGGGCAGUGGCCGAUGAGAGUGGUGAACAAGAGGAUGAGCUUCUCUUCUGUGAACGCAGGAAUGGUGCCAAGUCCAGGAGGAGGCAUGGGACUGCCGAAUGCUUUUGGUGGGCUGGGUAUGGGGGGCACUGGGACCCCAGGCGCCAGUCCCACAAUUGAGAGACUGGAGCUUGUAGGAUCUCCUGGAGCCAUGUCGACGGCGAGUCCGAUACACAUGCAAUAUCGUGAUUCUCCUCGCGAGUUUUCGUCAAUGAGGCCGAAUAAACGUAAAGCUCAAAACGACGAUCGUUUCGACCCGUAUAAGCGUCCACGCGGCUCGUCCCCUUCUAUCCUCGGUGCUUCGCCCGGUUUUCCAAUGUCUCCCUCUCGAACCCCAAAUUCCAUCGCUAUACCACCCUCUCCUGGUAUGGGUCCGCUAUACUCGUCCAGAGGGAAAGCCGGUCUUCCUUAUUCCCGUCCCAUGUCCAGCCGCAGUCGAGCCGCUUCACCCGCACUAAGCAUUGGUUCCACCUCAGGCGUACUCAGCACCUCUUUGGGAAGAGAAGGACUCGUUUCUGGACAAGGCAAAGCUCUUCUUCCGGCGGGAUUCACAGGACCCGGUGUGAGUGCGGCAGAACGAGCGGCCAACGCACAAGGUGCUGCACCUCAGGGCUUGGGGAGUUUAGGACUUUUGACUUUGACAUCUGGGAAUGAGAGGGAAGAUACCGUGGAGAUGAUCAUGGAGGAUGUGGAAGAAGGAAUGGAGGAAGAUUAAACCAUUACAUUGCAAGUGAACAUGUUGAUUGUAUAGCUAAAUAUGUAGGGUAAGCUUCCUUGCGCACAUGUAUCAAACAGGCCC